UGAUGAGGCCUUUUUCAGCAAGGAGACUCUGAAGGUCUCGAUAAAGAAGGGCACCUCUAUCUUGGCCGCUACCAUCAACCCCAUGGAGCAUAUGAGAGGAUUGACGCCUUCGAGCGAUAGGUCUCUGCUCGCCAGAAUGAAGGAUGACAUCCUCGAGUCCAGGAUCCUUCUGAACAGUGCCUUUAGCUAUAUCGGCCUCAGUGAGCACCUCCGGAGGGUCGAGCAGCUGAGGAAGGCCAAGAUUGUUGCGGACGAGGCCCUGCAAAAGUCCGAUGAGGAGAAUGCCAACCUCCAGAAGAAGCUGGCAGAUGUUGAGGAGACCCUCCGGUUGGCGACGGAGGGCAUUGAUUAAAGGCAGGAGGCUGUCGAGGCCAAGGGCAAGGCUGAGGCUGAGAAGAUCAUCGGGGGGUCUGCCCAAGCUGCUGAAAAGGCCAAGAUCGAGGACGUGGUCGAGGCUGGAAAGAUUGUCGUGGAUGCCUUCGUUGCUGAGGGUUAAAGAGCAG
Messenger RNA from Cuscuta europaea, 503 nucleotides. The record is from the annotation of a GenBank genome assembly. NCBI's taxonomy places the organism in Eukaryota, Viridiplantae, Streptophyta, Magnoliopsida, Solanales, Convolvulaceae.